AUGGAGAAAGCGAGCACACAGCAGAGCAUGUGCUUUAAGAAAAGCCACGGAGUGAAGGAAAGACUGGUGGAGGUGCCGAAGGGAAUCCCCGGAGACGUGAUCUCCCAGAGACCUGUCGCGUUUCUAACAACGUUACUCACGGGCUACACCUUGGCUCUCCUCCUUUCGGAUCGGGGUUUUCGCAUCAGUUCUCUCUCGUCUCGUUUUUUGUCGGUGACGUACGUUGUGGUGGUUUGUUCAUGUCUUACUCUUGAGUUUACGUUUGAAUAUGAAAACAUUUGACAAAUGCAUCCCCACCCAUACACUGAUCUCUCUCUCUCUCUGUGUCUCAGGUUGGUGGUGGCGUUGGCGGUCACCCUCGGUCUGUUUGCUGUAGAGUUGGCCGGGUUCUUCUCAGGAGUGUCCAUGUUCAACUGCAGCCAAGGUCUCCUGUCAACUGGAGUCCAUGCCAGUGCCUCAGUGGCUCUGCUUUUCUUUCUAUUUGAGCAGUGGGAGUGUGACAUCUACUGGUGGAUCCUUGUCAUUUGCAGGUUAGUGUAUGUGCUUAAAGGACCAGUGUGUAGGAUUUAGUGGCAUCUAGCGGUGUGGUUGCAGAUUGCGAUAUCCCCGCCUCACCCUCCCAUUCCAAGCAGGUAGGAGCAACUACAAAAAAAACAACCUGUGACCCUAAAUAGGGCGUAAAUAGAGUCAGUGUGGUGGUCCAACAUCAGGGCCUCUAUGGAAGAGGACCUGCUCCCUCUGUAGAUUAAAAACAGCUCCUUCUAAAGGCCUCCGCACACCAACCCGAUUAUCGGCCG
This is a messenger RNA of Morone saxatilis (striped sea-bass), 797 nucleotides long. RefSeq names its product transmembrane protein 107-like. Lineage: Eukaryota; Metazoa; Chordata; Actinopteri; Moronidae. The record is from RefSeq and is a predicted model, not a curated record. The transcript is spliced from 4 exons. Gene Ontology annotation, biological process: non-motile cilium assembly; protein localization to ciliary transition zone. Gene Ontology annotation, cellular component: MKS complex.